AUGAAGCCCUUAGUCCUCCUAGUUGCGCUGUUGGCAUGGCCUUCAUCUGUGCCAGCUUAUCCGAGCAUAACUGUGACGCCUGAUGAAGAACAAAACUUGAACCAUUAUGUACAAGUUUUACAGAACCUAAUGCUUAGUGUUCCCACUAGGGAGCCAGGCCGUGAGAAAAAAGUCAAGUCUUCAAAAAAUGCUUAUACUACAGAACCAAACAUUAAGAAGAUAAGUAUACAACAAUCAACUUCACUUGAGAAUGAUGUUAUAAUCACUCCUAUCAGUGAAGGAAAAACAACUUUGCCUACUAGUGGCUUCACAGUGGAAAUAGGGAGGAAAAAAAGCACUCAACAUACACCAUUCUGGUCGAUCAAACCGAAUAAUGUUUCUAUUGUUUUACAUGCAGACGAACCUUAUAUUGAGCAUGAGCCAGAGCCAGAGUCAGAGCCAGAGUCAGAGCCAGAGCCAGAGCCAGAGCCAACAACGACACAGACUAAGGCACCAGAAGUCACCUCAAUCCGUACAUCAUCUACUUUUUAUUACUCUACAGAGUCAGAAGAUGUUCCUCAGCUCUCAGGCGAAACUGAAAUAGAAACACUCCCACAGACUGUGAAUAUUGAUGAAAUUUUGAGAAAAAUUUCAGAUAUUCACUUACUGGUGCAACAAGCACUUCCUCGUGAUAAUAGCAAUCCAGCAUAUAGGGAAGACAUGAAAGCCGCCAAGGAGCACCUAAGACGAAGCCUUGCUCUUGCAAUAGCAGCAGAACAUAAAUUACAAACAAUGUACAAAUCCCACUUACUUGCACAAGGACAAACUGGUGAUGACAUUCAAACUGUUAUUAACAUGCUGUAUAAUUCUAGAUCUAACCUACAUGAAUAUUUAGAUAUCAGAUAUGUUCCGUCAGAGUUGAAAGGAAGAGCUAGUAUAGUAUUCACGAAAAUGAAAAGAAUAUUAUGUACAGGAGAGGAGAGCCUUGAAGAUGACCAUAGUGGCAAGUCAUCAGAAGCUGACAGUGACCAACCGAGAGCAAUUAUCAACCCUAAUCCUCUGACGACUACAUCAGAAGUUGACAAAGCACUCAACAUCCACCAUUCUGUUGGAGUUCAGAAUUUGAAGCAAAUUGGAAAGGUGAAAAAGCUCAAUAAGUAG
Nycticebus coucang (slow loris) is the source of this 1140-nucleotide messenger RNA. RefSeq names its product sperm equatorial segment protein 1 (gene SPESP1). Gene Ontology annotation, cellular component: acrosomal vesicle. Gene Ontology annotation, biological process: acrosome reaction; fusion of sperm to egg plasma membrane involved in single fertilization. The coding region runs from base 1 to 1140 and encodes 379 amino acids. The record is from RefSeq and is a predicted model, not a curated record. Lineage: Eukaryota; Metazoa; Chordata; Mammalia; Primates; Lorisidae. The transcript is spliced from 3 exons.